AUGUCGGGGGCGUUAACUCACAACUGGUUCAUAGACCGUGCUCGGGACUAUGCGUGGUAUGACCUGGCCAGGUUCGAGCAGACGUCGGAGGAUAAUCUCGAAUCGGCAGAGCGAAGAGCUGCAGUGACCGCCAGUGGGCUCUCGCCAGCAGAAGAUUUCAAGAGAAAGACGUGGGAGAACGAGCAGAGAGCUGGCUCCAACGGAUUGAGUUCCAACGAGAAUAGCUUUGAUAUAACUGAAAGCAUUAAUGCUAACGAGAAGAUCAUGAACGUAGAUGAGACCAAAGAGACCGGGAAGGGAAUGGAAGAGAAGGAUGAGGCCAUGCCAGUAUCGUCAAAGAAGCUUGCUAUAGCUACUCCCGAAACUCAGGGGAACUGGCGCAAAAGGUUGCGACAACGGAAAGGAAGAUCACUUUACUCCAUUGCGUUAUGCAACACCAUUGGUUACUACGGUAGACACGAUAUCCCACUCUAUACGCUUGUCCUCUCGCGCACAUAUGUAUGCUCACAGUGA
Molecule: messenger RNA, 513 nt
Organism: Truncatella angustata
Lineage: Eukaryota; Fungi; Ascomycota; Sordariomycetes; Amphisphaeriales; Sporocadaceae
Exons: 2
Coding region: 1-513 (170 amino acids)
Source: RefSeq, a predicted model, not a curated record